ACUGUCAGGCGGGCGGCGCGUCCCCUGCGGCCCAGCUCAGCCGCCUGGGCCAGGAUGGAGACUCCGCUCCUGUGGGGCUCAGGGAUUGUUGGGGAUUCCAUUUGGGAAAAAAGCCACCAGGUCAUUCACUGCCCAGCCGGCUCGGGGACCCCACUGGCUGCCCUUUCCUAAGCGGGAGCCCUGGCGCUGCCCUUCCCGGGUUCCCUGGGGCCCUGUUCGCUCCCCCCUUCCCAGGACCCCGCCCAGAGGGCCAUGCCCAGGCCUCUGCCCCUGGCCCACAGGACGCGGGUCCCCAUGCCCCCGGCUGGAGGCAGCAGGCAGCUCGGCCAACGGUCGGGCCAGCUGGUUCCCUUCAGGGGCAGCCUUGCCCCCUCUCCCGCCCCGUCCCCCCCCCCCCACGGGGCUGUAACCCGAGCCGCCCAGCCACUGCCUCCCCUCCAGAUCCUCCCCGGCGGCUCUGCGGCCCGGGCCCCCGCGCCGUGCUGCCCCAUGCGGCCCUGAGCCCCACAGCAAGUCCGCCAUGGGCCGCGGGGCCCGUGUCCCCUCGGAGGCCCCGGGGGCCGGCGUCGAGCGCCGCUGGCUUGGAGCCACGCUGGUCGCCCUGUGCCUCCUCCCCGUGCUGGUGCUGCUGGCCCGGCUGGGGGCCCCGGCGGUGCCGGCCUGGGGCGCGGCGCAGGGAGACGCCGCCGCGCUGGGCCUCUCGGGGGUCCCCCCAACCCGGGUCCCGGGCCCACUGGCCCCCCGCAGACGCCGCUACACGCUGACUCCAGCCAGGCUGCGCUGGGACCACUUCAACCUCACCUACAGGAUCCUCUCCUUCCCUCGGAACCUGCUGAGCCCGCGGGAGACGCGGCGGGCCCUGGCUGCCGCCUUCCGCAUGUGGAGCGACGUGUCCCCCUUCAGCUUCCGCGAGGUGGCCCCCGAGCAGCCCAGCGACCUCCGGAUAGGCUUCUACCCGAUCAACCACACGGACUGCCUGGUCUCCGCGCUGCACCACUGCUUCGACGGCCCCACGGGGGAGCUGGCCCAUGCCUUCUUCCCCCCGCACGGCGGCAUCCACUUCGACGACAGCGAGUACUGGGUGCUGGGCCCCACGCGCUACAGCUGGAAGAAAGGCGUGUGGCUCACGGACCUGGUGCACGUGGCGGCCCACGAGAUCGGCCACGCGCUGGGCCUGAUGCACUCACAGCACGGCCGGGCGCUCAUGCACCUGAACGCCACGCUGCGCGGCUGGAAGGCGUUGUCCCAGGACGAGCUGUGGGGGCUGCACCGGCUCUACGGUGAGUUUCUUUGUCGGGCGGGAGGGCGGGGAUGGGGCGGUCCUGAGCCAGGCAUGCUCCCCACGCUCCCGCUCCCGGCAGGAUGCCUGGACAGGCUUUUCGUGUGCGCGUCCUGGGCACGGAGGGGCUUCUGCGACGCUCGCCGGCGCCUCAUGAAGAGGCUCUGCCCCAGCAGCUGCGACUUCUGCUACGAAUUCCCCUUCCCGACGGUGGCCACCACCCCACCGCCCCCCAGGACCAAAACCAGGCUGGUGCCGGAGGGCAGGAACGUGACCUUCCGGUGCGGCCAGAAGAUUCUCCACAAGAAAGGAAAAGUGUACUGGUACAAGGACCAGGAGCCCCUGGAGUUCUCCUACCCCGGCUACCUGGCCCUGGGUGAGGCACACCUGAGCAUCAUUGCCAACGCCGUCAAUGAGGGCACCUACACCUGCGUGGUGCGCCGCCAGCAGCGCGUGCUGACCACCUACUCCUGGCGAGUCCGUGUGCGGGGCUGAGCCCGGCUGAUAAAGCACUUUCUCUCUGA
Messenger RNA from Piliocolobus tephrosceles (Ugandan red Colobus), 1803 nucleotides. RefSeq names its product matrix metallopeptidase 23B (gene MMP23B). Lineage: Eukaryota; Metazoa; Chordata; Mammalia; Primates; Cercopithecidae. Gene Ontology annotation, cellular component: extracellular matrix. Gene Ontology annotation, biological process: extracellular matrix organization; collagen catabolic process; proteolysis. The record is from RefSeq and is a predicted model, not a curated record. Gene Ontology annotation, molecular function: metalloendopeptidase activity; zinc ion binding.